AGAGCACUGGUCAGCCCUGGCGAUUUCACAGCGGUGGACGCUAAAGUUUGAAAUGUCUCUGCACAUAGUGUGCAGCAGUUGUCACUGUCACUGCAUUUGCAGUCUUCCUCUAAAAUGAAGUACGUGUAAUCAAUUUAACCAGCAAAUUGCAUCAGGUAUUGGUUUAAUAGUGUACGUUCUAUUUUGCUGCAUUUGAAAAGCUUGAUUUCUGGUUUUGUACCUGAAAGGAAGAUCUUAAAAAGCUGAUCCUUUAAAGUCAGUUCUGCUAUAAAAAGUUCCUCAAAAUACCUGAAAAGACAAAAAAACACCAGUCUUCUGUGCCACUGCACAGAACUGUGGGGGUGAGCGUUGCCAGGCCGGUAUUUUUAUCCCGUUCCACUGAAGUUAACGCAGGUUUCCAGGUUUGAGAUGCCAGCGGGCUGGAGCCCUGGUACCUCCGGCCCAGGCUUUACCUCACGGAAUUCCCAGUUUCUCCUGGUUCCAGCUGUUCAGUCCCAUUUAGGAGGUGGCUGAGGGGCCUCAGCCGCCAUGGAGCUGGGCGGUGGAAGGGCCCGGCCGCACGUUAGAUGCUGGCCAAGGAGCAGGGAAGGGAGGACGUGGCGACGUGAUGCCGGGUGGAAGUCGGUGGGAUCCGUGGGUCGGUGGAAGCGCGGUGUCCGCGACUGAGGGGGCGCGGGGCGGGCCCCCCUCUGCCAGGGCCGCGCUGCAGGCCCGACCCCGGCCGGCGGUCCGGGCGGUCCCGUCGGUAAGCGUUGCUCACCCGAGCGGAGCGGCCCCGCCGGUGCGGCCCGGGGGGUCCCGUCGGCGCGGCAACGCUUACCCGAGCGGAGCGGCCCCCGGCCCGGCCCGCACGGGGCAGCGGCGCGGAAACGCGAGGGCACCUGGAGGCGGCCCCGCCCCAGUCCCGGGGAGGGAGCGAGCGGCGGGGCGGGAGCGAGCGGCCGGAUCCGGCGGGACGGGACGGGGCUGCCGCCCCUCAGAGGCUGCGCCACUCCGCCGGCAGCGGCCAUGGCUUUCGGGAAGACUCCGAAGGACCCUUUCGGCACGGCCGUGGGCAGCCUGGUCGACCGGGCGACGUUCGGAGCGCUGCAGACGGAGGAGUGGGGACAGUUCAUGCACAUCUGCGACGUGAUCAACGCGACGGAGGAGGGGCCUAAAGAUGCAGUUAAAGCGCUGAAGAAAAAACUUUCAAAAAACUGUAACCAUAAGGAGAUCAGGCUUACCUUGUCUCUGCUUGAUAUGUGUAUAGAGAACUGUGGCCCAAGAUUCCAGUCUUUAGUUGUGAAGAAAGAUUUCUGUAAAGACAAGCUGGUGAAGCUACUGAAUCCAAGAUACAAUCUGCCAAUUGACAUGCAGGAGAAAAUCUUGACCUUUGUCAUGACGUGGGCUCGAGGUUUCCAAGGAAUGGUGGAUGUGAGCGAAGUAAAAGAAGUUUAUCUGGAAUUGCUGAAGAAAGGAGUGGAGUUUCCAUCUUCUGACAGCAGCAGAGGGGGACCUAAGACUUCAUCUCAGCCUUCUACAAAGUCAUCACCAUCUUCUGCCAAUCCUGCAAAACGUUCUUUACUGCCUCUUCCCACGGGCCCAACAUUAUUGUUGACUUCGGAGCAGAUUGGGAAACUAUACAGUGAACUGGACAUGGCAAAAAUGAAUGUGAGAGUCAUGUCAACAAUAUUAAAGGAAAAUGUUCCUGGCUCUGAAAAUCCAGAUGAUAUGAAUCUUUUACAGAAACUGUAUAAGACCUGUCGGAUGAUGCAGGAGAGGAUCAUGGAAUUGUUGGUGACAGUGGAGAAUGAAGAUGUGGUAGUUGAGUUAAUACAAGUAAAUGAAGAUCUGAAUAAUGUCCUCCUGGGACAUGAAAGGUUCUCUCGAAACAGAGUCCGGUUUUUGGAGAAUCAGAGAAUACAACGUGAACGCACAGAGCUGUACAGGAAACAGCCAUCUGCUCCCUCAAGCGAUCUGCUUGACCUCUCCAUAGAUUCUCCAUCUCCUACCUCAGCAGCGGUGCAGACCGACUCUGCAGUGUCUCCUUCAGGCCUUAAUUGCAUAUCUGCACACCCUGAAGAUAAAAACAGGCAUCAUCCAUCUAUUUAUCCACAGCUAGAUUUAGCACCUGCUACAAAAGCUCAGCAAUUUCCAUUUGCAACUGAAACACAAAACACUAGUGUAAGCAACCCAGCUGGACAUUCAUAUAGCAAUCUGGCAACUCUUUUAAGCCCAGUGCCUCUGAAUCCAGUAAAUCUGCAGACUGGACAUACUACAUCAUUAAACGGACAGUCACUAGCAGCUGCAUCAAAGAACAAGUCACAAUCACCUCAUUACUACGAAAUAAUGGAAUUUGAUCCCUUGGCUCCUACUGAAGCUGUUUAUGAAGAAAUUGAUGAUGUGCUGAAGACUGAAGUUAAAAAGAAUACAGGAUGCUGAAGGCGGGGGUGAAGUCUUCUGCUAAACACCCUUUAUUCUCUGGUGCUGGUCCUGUACAGUGCUUCCGAUAACGUACAAGUGAAUAACAGAAUGAGUUUUGUAUUUUGACACAACAAACAAUACGUAUUAGAACACUAAACUGUGUGGAAGCUGAAAAACUCUUGGAUCUACACCUUGAUCAUUUGUCCUAAAUGCUCAAUUGUGUAUUCUUCAAGGUGACUUGCAUAAUUAUUUUUGACAUAUUUUGGAGGCCUUUAAAACGACUUCCAGAUUCACUUGUGCAUGAAUUAAUCCUUUACACCUGACACAAGUAAACAAAAAAGCUGUUUACAGAAGCUGCAGAAUCCAGUUUCUGUUUUGGCCUUAUUGCUCUCUGUGUUAAUCUCCCUAGAAAUUUAUAAGGGGUUUUUCAUAUAUAGGACUUCUCUAAAAUUGGGCCCCUGGAUAGAUGUCUGAAGACAUGCAGUGUUACUCUCCUACAUUCAUAUUCUGAAUACAGAUUCUGUUUUCCUCCUGCAGUAUAGUUGGAUUUUUGUCCUGGUAAGAACCUGAAGUGGGACAUGAACUGCUGUCAUCCAUGAUUAACAGAGCAGAAAAAAACCCCUUCUUGUUCCUGUGUUGUCGUUGUUGCUUUUAUUUACUCAAUAAAUACUGGAGGGGGAUAAGUAAUUUCUUUCAGUGUUCCUGCCCUGCAGAAGUGGUUCUGGUGAAGGAAAAAAUAAUUAUCUACAAUGCAGAUGAGCAAUAGUUAUCCAUUUAUUUUAAUCAAGCGGUUUAACUCUGUUAAUAAGUUUUGUCUUUUAAUAUUUGAAGUGCCUUAUCUAUUUUCAUGCUGAAUGUAAAGUGUGCACUUUAAUAGGUAUAGUUCUCUGAAUUUAUAAUUGAUAUAAAAUUUGAGAACUUAGUUCAUGUUCAUAGCUGAUAAGCAAUUUUUUGAUGAAAUAUGCAUUUUAAAUGUUAACUGUUUAAGCAAUAAGAAGUUCUCAGUUUUGCAAUUUUUGUAGCAUAUAAUUCCAAAUAAAAGCAAACACUUACUGAGAAGUUAA
Molecule: messenger RNA, 3467 nt
Organism: Falco peregrinus (peregrine falcon)
Lineage: Eukaryota; Metazoa; Chordata; Aves; Falconiformes; Falconidae
Gene: TOM1L1
Product: target of myb1 like 1 membrane trafficking protein
Exons: 15
Coding region: 1009-2421 (470 amino acids)
Biological process (GO): signal transduction
Cellular component (GO): endosome; membrane
Molecular function (GO): phosphatidylinositol binding; clathrin binding; ubiquitin binding
Source: RefSeq, a predicted model, not a curated record